Molecule: messenger RNA, 2556 nt
Organism: Candidozyma pseudohaemuli
Lineage: Eukaryota; Fungi; Ascomycota; Pichiomycetes; Serinales; Metschnikowiaceae
Gene: HIS4
Product: trifunctional histidinol dehydrogenase/phosphoribosyl-AMP cyclohydrolase/phosphoribosyl-ATP diphosphatase
Exons: 1
Coding region: 1-2556 (851 amino acids)
Biological process (GO): L-histidine biosynthetic process
Cellular component (GO): cytoplasm
Molecular function (GO): phosphoribosyl-ATP diphosphatase activity; histidinol dehydrogenase activity; phosphoribosyl-AMP cyclohydrolase activity
Source: RefSeq, a predicted model, not a curated record
AUGACGUUUCCCGUGCUCCCCUUAGCAGCCACGGCCGACGACGCUGCUGCGUUUGCAGUCACUGGAAAAACGCUCGUGCCGUUUUCCUCCGUGAAACCUGAAAAAUACCUUCUUGCCCGUUUUCCUUCCUCGGUUACAGUGUCGGUGGAUGCCUCCAAUGAAGCUGUUUCUGCCGACGAGGCGAUUGCCCUGUUGAACGUGGGCAUUUCCCAGAUUUUCGUUGAUUUCGACCACUUUGCCGCCUUGGUCGCCGCCGGCGUGCCGCCAGCCCGUCUUGCUGUGGAAUCGUCUGCUCCAGAGGUGCUCGAGCUGAAAGCUGCUCUCGUUGUCAAGGAGCCUUUGGACAAAGAUACGCUCAAAAGUUUCAGCAACAGCGGCAACAGAGAGGUCUUCUACAGAGGCGCCGUCGACCAGAACAGCGCCCAGACCUUGGCCGCCCAGGGCUACACUUUGGUGCUUCCUACUUCUCAGUUGACUAUGGCCCAGGAAGACCCAGCCAAAAUCGCCAUUUCGUCCGUUUUUGUCGCCACCUUGACCACAGACAGACCCGACGGGCUCUACACGACGCUUGUCACGACCCCUGCGCCGCUGUACACGGCUUUGGGUGUGGUUUACUCGUCUCAGGCUUCCAUCAAGGCUGCUAUAGCCGAGGGCCAGGGCGUAUACCAGUCCAGAAAAAGACCAGAGGAGUUGUGGUACAAGGGAAAGACGUCUGGCGCCACGCAGAAGCUCGUCAAGUUGGAGAAAGACUGCGACAACGACGUGGUGAAGUUUGUGGUGGAGCCUAGAACCGGCUACGGCUUCUGCCACUUGGAAACCAACUACACAUGUUUCCAGGACGGCGAGCUCCGGGAGCUGGCAGACUCCAGUGGUGUUGGUUUGGCCAAAUUGGACGCUACUUUGGCUCAAAGAAAGGCCAAUGCUCCGGAAGGCUCCUACACCAAGAGGCUCUUUGACGACGAUAAGUUGUUGGUUGCCAAGAUGAAGGAGGAGUUGGACGAGCUCAUUGAGGCGGGCGAGAAGAAGGACAAGAACGAGGUGGCCUGGGAGGCUGCGGAUUUGUUCUAUUUCGCCAUGACCUGGGCGGUCAAGCACGGCGUCUCUUUGGCUGAGAUCGAGAGAAACUUGGACAUCAAGCUGAUGAAGGUGACGAGAAGAAAGGGCGACGCCAAGCCCCAGUACGUGGAGGAGCCUGCGGCGAAGAAGAGAAAGACGGAGACGGAGCCAACUUACAAAAUGAACAUCAUCAAGGCCUCUGAGGCCUCUUCCGAGGAAAUCACCCAGGCCUUGACCAGACCCAACCAAAAGACGUCCGAUAUCAUGAAGUUGGUGCUUCCGAUCGUGGAAAACGUGCAGAAGAACGGCGACAAGGCCUUGGUGGAGCUCACGGCCAAAUUCGACGGUGUGGAGUUGAAGGAGCCUGUUCUCAAGGCACCUUUCCCAGCAGAGCUCAUGGACAUUUCUGCCGACAUGAAGGAGGCCAUCGACUUGUCGAUGCUGAACAUUGAAAAAUUCCACAGGGCCCAGCUCCCCAAGGAGGAGGUGAUGACCGUGGAAACCGCUCCUGGUGUGUACUGCUCUCGUUUUGCCAAACCCAUUGAAAACGUCGGUUUGUACGUUCCCGGUGGUACUGCCGUGUUGCCCUCUACGGCCAUGAUGUUGGGAACCCCUGCCAAGGUCGCUGGUUGCAAAAACAUCAUCCUUGCUUCUCCUCCACUGCGUGCUACUGGAAAAUUGACCCCAGAGGUCGUUUACGUUGCCCACAAGCUCGGUGCUUCUGCUAUUGUCAUGGCUGGAGGCGCCCAGGCCGUCACUGCAUUGGCCUACGGUACGGAAUCCGUGGUCAAGUGUGACAAGAUUUUGGGUCCAGGCAACCAGUUUGUCACUGCUGCCAAGAUGCAUGUUCAAAACGACACCCAGGCUCUCUGUUCGAUCGACAUGCCCGCUGGUCCAUCGGAGGUGCUAGUUAUUGCUGACAAGGACGCCGAUGCCGACUUUGUCGCUUCUGAUUUGUUGUCUCAGGCCGAGCACGGUGUGGACUCUCAGGUGAUUCUUCUUGGUGUUGGUUUGAGCGACGCUAAGCUUGCUUCUUUUGAAGAGGCUGUUGCCAGACAGGCGGAGGUGCUCCCCAGAAAGGAAAUUGUGGCCAAGUGCUUGGCCCACUCCACCACUUUGCUCGUUGACACUUAUGAGGAGGCCUUCAGAUUGAGCAACCAGUACGCACCAGAGCACUUGAUUUUGCAAAUCGAGAACCCAGAAUCUUUUGUUCCUGGUCAGAUCGAAAACGCCGGUUCCGUGUUUGUCGGUGGUUUGUCGCCUGAAUCCUGUGGUGACUACUCCAGUGGAACCAACCACACAUUGCCCACAUACGGUUACGCCAGACAGUACUCUGGCGUGAACACGGCGACGUUCCAAAAAUUCAUCACGUCACAGAACGUCACCGAGGAGGGUUUGAAGAGCAUAGGCAAGGCUGUCAUGACGCUAGCUGCCGUGGAGGGCUUGGAGGCCCACAGAAACGCUGUUCAGGUGAGAAUGGACAAGCUUGGCUUGCACUAG